Paraphaeosphaeria sporulosa is the source of this 1136-nucleotide messenger RNA. RefSeq lists its product as uncharacterized. The coding region runs from base 1 to 1104 and encodes 367 amino acids. The transcript has a single exon. The record is from RefSeq and is a predicted model, not a curated record. Lineage: Eukaryota; Fungi; Ascomycota; Dothideomycetes; Pleosporales; Didymosphaeriaceae.
AUGUUUGUUCCACUUCAAGAACGAUACUCGCUCACCGCUCGCCUCGAGACCCACAUAACCGCCUACAGCGUCCACCUCAUCGUGGCGUUCAUCGCCCUACCGGCGCUCAUCUGGCACAUCUCGAGCGCGCACAUCCACGAUGACUACGGGAUGCCGGACGACUGGAUCUCGACCUUCGACAAGACACAUUUUACAGGUGGGAGAGGCUUCCUGUGGGCGUUCUUGUUUGUGGUGGUGCGUUUCGCUAUUCCGCCUGAAGAAGGUGAUGGAGUACUGAUGAGGCAGGUGUCGAUUGAUUGCGUGCGUGCGCUUCUCGCGCUGGAUCACUACCACGCACGGCGCUAUGAAAGAGGGUUCGGAGACGACGAAGUGGAAGAGCGAGGCCGUCGCGCAUCUGAAUUCACAUCCGCAUGCAACUCCACCUCCACCUCAACGUCGACUGCCACAAGCACAGCCUCCAUUCCCCUCCCUCCACACCCUCCACCCACCCACAUCCCUCCCAUCCUCAUACUCACUCUCCACACUGCAUAUAACGCCCUCCUCACCACCAUCCUUCUCGUUCAUGUAGUCAACUUCUUCCACGUCAUCGACACUAACUGGGAUUCCUGCGAGGCCUACGUGUCUCCCUACCCCGAGGCGUUUAUGGACCCGAUGAAUACGAGCAUGAGCGUGCUGGAGCGCUGUCAGCGGAUAUGCACGGAUAGCUAUGUCAGUGGGGGGUUUGAUGUUGCGCUGUGCGUAGGGCUUGUGGGAUGCCAUGUUUGGGAGGUGCUGUUUAGGGUGUGGGAGGGGUGCCUUUUUGGACUGGGAAUAAAAGACAGGAUGGUGUGUGAGGAAGAGAAGGGUGAGGAGAGGGUAGGCAGUGGAGAUGGGGUUCGAGAAAACCAGGACAAGAGUGUGGCCCUGAGUGAGGGUGGUGAGUGUCAGGCAAAGGAUGCGCUGAGUACGGCCAUCAGGUGUCGUGGCUGGAGUGCAGAGGUCAGACGGAAUAGGCUCGGGAGUAGCGUGAAGGAGGGCAGUUUGGUGACGAGGAAGCGGGACCGCUCGUACUCGGUUGAGAGCGCGUGGUGGAGCGAGGUGUUGCUCGAGUGUCUUGUUCCGUGAGGGGGUGUUGAAUUUUUUUUCGUAUAGGGCGG